UAAUUUGUAAUAAGUAGCUAUUGCCCCUGUGAAUUCACUACUAAGUCCUGUAAGCUUCUCGGCUGUUACUAUAUCUUGCAAAAGUCCAUCUAUGAACGUACUCUGAAUGUCCUGUUCUCCAUCACUGGCAAAAGGUAACAUGUUCUGACAUAACAUCAGCAUUCCCAAUUUCUCCAUGUUGUCCAUCAUUUUAAGUAUCUUGGCUCCCAUUUCCUUACUCUUCUUUUUCCUCAUCUCCAAGAGCCACUAGGAGAAGCAGCAUGUCAUUCAACCUGAGGUCUAAAUUGUCCUCCUCCUGAUUCUCCCCCAAAUUUCACGCCACCUUCCUUCCCACCCAGGCAGGAACUCUGACACCAGAGCAGAUCACUGAAUACAAGGGCAUCUUCGAGAUGUUUGAUGAAGAGGGGAACGGCUUGGUGAAGACGAACGAAUUGGAAAGCCUCAUGAGUUUGAUUGGCAUCAACCCCACCAAGCGAGAACUGGUCACGAUGGCCAAGGAUGUCGACAAAGAGAAUAAAGGUACCUUCAACUGUGACGGGUUUCUGGUGUUGAUGGGAAUUUACCACGAGAAGGCAAAAAACCAGGACGAAGAACUCAGAGCAGCCUUUAAAGUCUUUGAUAAAGAACAUAAGGGCUACAUCGAGUGGAACACACUUAAGUACGUAUUGAUGAACGCCGGAGAACCAUUGAACGAACAGGAAGCCGAACUCAUGAUGAAAGAAGCAGACAAGGAUGGCGACGGGACCAUUGAUUACGAAGAAUUCGUGGCCAUGAUGACGGGUGAAUCCUUCAAACUGACCCAGUAAGACCUUCAAGAAACUUUUCGGUUCACCUCUGUCUGCUUUCUCUCCCUUCGAUGAUGCCAAGAUGCCAAAUGGGUAAUCGUGGCAGAACCUGGACGUCAAACAGCAACACGCAAAAUCACAGCCUUGGCAACAUCGAGAGUCCUUAAGCUGAGAGAGCCGUGAGACAAAUCUUCCUUCUUGAGCUGAGUCUACGUGAUUUCAACCUCCAGCUACAUUCGGGACAAGCCAGAACUGGACGCUUUACCCUCGUCGAGCAGUCUGAUCAAUAAAGCUUGGGUCAAAUUCAACAAACGAGGUUUCAGAAAAAAAUGGGGUAAAUUUGGUACUUUCCAGGCUGUGUGUGCUUCUAAGCUCCCCAGGAGAUGCUCAACUGAAACAUCGGGUCUUCUGCUAAAUUGUAACCUGGUUUGCUAGGUGCUGGCUCAGUGGGUUGUGUAAAGCUGCCAUUUUGGUAUUAAACCAGGAUUAUGGCUUCAACCCAGCCACUUCUGUUUUAAAUCGACGCACCUUUUGGUUACAUUACUGUUUUCUGCAAAAGUCAGGAGAGUUGAGAUGAGAAAGAAACGUUUCCCAAAGAGAUGAGUAGUUAGUUAUUAUUUCUUUACCUCCAGCCCUCGAAAAUGCCAGGGCUAAACAAGUCACAAGGCUAGGAAUUUUUCUCCUCUACCUUACAAGGAGGAACCUCCAGCACCAGCAGGAGUUUGGGCUGUGAAACAGGGGCUCUCCAGGGGCAAUGAAUGAUUCAAACAGAAAGAAACAACAGAACACACAAAUUUCUGAAAGGUUACUAGUAUUAUUAGAGACUAUUUCAGAUUCGUUCCAAAAUUUCUGCCGAUUAUCUAUGAAAAAUUAGAUCAGUGGGAGAAAACUAACCUGGGGGACAUUGAUAUCAGAAUUCUCCCAAUAUGCUGAGCUUCUAUAUAUACAAACACGCACACACAGAUAUAAACAUAGACGUUAUUUUUUAAGAAGAGUACCUAAAAUACAAAAAACACUUCGUGGUCCAGCAGAAUACUGCUAGAU
Messenger RNA from Python bivittatus (Burmese python), 1829 nucleotides. RefSeq names its product calmodulin like 6 (gene CALML6). Gene Ontology annotation, molecular function: calcium ion binding. Gene Ontology annotation, cellular component: myosin II complex. NCBI's taxonomy places the organism in Eukaryota, Metazoa, Chordata, Lepidosauria, Squamata, Pythonidae. The record is from RefSeq and is a predicted model, not a curated record.